This is a messenger RNA of Hylaeus volcanicus, 9339 nucleotides long. RefSeq names its product mucin-2-like. The record is from RefSeq and is a predicted model, not a curated record. The coding region runs from base 1122 to 8558 and encodes 2478 amino acids. The transcript has a single exon. NCBI's taxonomy places the organism in Eukaryota, Metazoa, Arthropoda, Insecta, Hymenoptera, Colletidae.
UUUACGACUUUUUUAUGCUUGUCUUGCAUCGUACUUGUAUUCUCAGAGUAGACUUGCACUCGUACGUGAACUUCCGAACGAUAAAGUUUCUUAAACAUUUUGCUGUCUAUGCCACCAUUCAUUGAGAACUUGGUACGAAGAGAAGCGAUCGAAUGCAAUUCUACGAGCAACAAUUCUCUUUCUCUCUCGCUUUUUUCUCUCGUCUUUGCUGUCUGACCUGUCUCUUCUCACAGUAAAAAAAAAAAAAAAAAAACGGAUUGCUCUGUCUCUAAAAAUCUUCACUUGUGCGUGUUGACGCGAGGUGCGGCCGUGUAUGUACAUACAAAAAGUGUUUUCUCGAAACGUCCCUCUUUAUAUGUGUCUAUUUUAUUGUUCGUUCUAUCUUGUACGUACACCUUGCGUUUCGUUUCCGUGGGUACGUGGGCUCGAAUCCUGACAAACGACAUACCGCAAAACCUAGCCUCGGGGGACUUGAUAAUCGAUCCAUACGUACGCGAAGAAAAAUAGAAACAAAUUUAAGAAUAGACGCAGGACUUUCACUAGUCGAAACGUGAAAUUAUUCGUACGUUCGCACGGGCCUAGAUCAACCAAUCGGACACGUCGUGGCCGAUGAAACGAGUUCUCAGGUCCCUCGAGUCGUGUCACACACGUACACGCCUUUAACCCCUGGUACUUUUUUUUUUCUAUCCGAUUUUCUCGCGCGCUCGCACGCACGAUCGAUCUAUCCGCGGAACGGAACGAUUCGGCCGUGAACGUGCGACGAUCGGCAAUCGAUACUCGCGGCAGGGUAACGGGGACAAAUCCGUGGCAGGUGCUCUAGGCUACGAACAAGAAUUACUCGUCUACUAAGAUCGUCUGUCUCUUUUUUUCUGUUUCUGUUACUGCUCCCGCCUGCUCCUCGCCUUCAACUCUUCUCAACAACUGGAUGCCGUCUGCCUCCAACGUCCGCCCGCCACUCCGUCUCUCCGACGACCUACAUUAUCUAACAUCAAAAACAAAACAAAAAUAAACACGUUUGAUAAAAAAAAACAACAACAAAAAACAAAAAACAACAACAACGAAAAUUGGCAUCGCGUGAAAAACACGACUCGGACGAAUUUACCACGACUGGACCGAUCUCUAUGACUGGACCACCUCUGACACCGCUCGGCUCCUACACGCAACUCUUUCGACGCCUUUCGAAUCGGUCGCCGUACGCGUUCUCCCGGGUUCUCGAUACAUUUCAACAUCCUCGACUUCUUCCGAUUCGUUCCUCGCUCGAUUCACCGUCCCCAGGAGUGACCACGGUCCUCCUAGUUUCGGCGCGACCGGGUAAAUCCGUUCCCCCGGUCGGUCUACUGACGAAAACCGCGAGAACGUUCGUGCAGGACGGUGCCAGCACAGAGUUCGCUACCCAAGUCCUCGGCACCACUCUGGACAAUGGCCGUCUCUACGCCAGAAUAUUAUCCACGUCUAGCAGGGUGUUCUACGAAAAAGAACCUACCCCCGACCCGACGAGCCCCUACUUGGUUUACCCGUCCAGAGCGCCCGACGACGACUGGCAACUUAGAGUGGCUCUCGACAACGCGCCCAUCAAGGCGCUCAAAGAGAUCGAGUCCCCCAUGAUGGACGAGUCGAGAAAAACGUCCGACGAUCGCGACGACAACGAGAAGGCCUCGACGAAACUGGACGAAAUGUCCAGGGAAAACGACAUAUUCGGCAGAAGGGAGCUCGGCUCCGACUCUCAGAGAUUCAAGCCUGCCAAGGUCAGGCCCGCCGAUAACUUGCCCACAUUCACCGUGAAACACGAGUACGUCACCAGCACCUUGGACAACGUCGAAGACGAGCAGCCGAAGAGUUUCAGGCCGCGCGUGCCAAAGAUCUUCAAGCCACAACCGAAAGCUCCCGCGCCGAAGAAGUUCGAUGCGAAACCCUUGUCUACCGUGACGUAUCACGGGUUCGCCGAUUUUACCACCACCGUCGGUGAGACCGUCAUCGUUUUCUCUCCUAGCACAUCACCUGCUCCCGCCGGUCGUCCUGCAACCACGAUCAAAGGUGACGCGACUUUAAGACCAGACGAUGGGAUCGCCGUGAUGAAGGUCAGACCCACGAGCGUUGUCUCCGGUCAGGACAGGACUAACGGGCACACAGGACCUCGAGGAUGGUCGAGUCCUGAGAGCGAGACUGGCGAUCCUCUGUUGGACGCCAUCAACAGGGCCAAUAUUCAACCGAGCGUUACCGAAGAUUUCGAAACGGACUCGUCCAGCACGUCCACGGAGCCGUUGCUUCUGGUUCCUGACCCAGAGACUGGAUCCUUGAAACCUACAGGGCUCUUGAAAGUCCUGGACUCGACUACCUCCCUCGAUGGCACCACCACUCACUACAAGAGCAUGAUUUACGGCACCUACAUUGGCACGAAUUACGCGCAAAUCAUACACACGUCUUCGAACGUCUACUUCUUCCCCGACGAGGCCACCAGGACCUACGACGCUGAAGACACCACCGUGGAUUACGGAACCACCGCUGAAGAGGGUGAACAGGACACCACGUUCGAGACGACGACUGGCACGACCCCAAGAACGAUCGGAACGUCUCCAGAAGUAAAUGAACUCACGACUCCGAUCAGAGAUACUACCGACAGCGUGCUGACGACCCUGAAAGAUAUCUUGGAGAGCGCCAGAAGGGUCCUGGGAACCACCGAAUCGGCUGCGCCGACUCUGGACGACGAGAUCCCUAACGAUAUUUUGCCAGGAGAUCCUCAGGGACGCAGCAUCAAGGGUGGCAGCUCCAACAACGAUCUCGGUCACGAAAAUCGCAAGGAGCACGGGUUCGUCGAUAAAGAGAAGCCCACUCUCGCUACUAAACUCCUCCCGUCCACAGUGUACAAGACGUACACUUACUUCACGACCUUCUUUAUUCCCGAUGGCAUCGAUCAAACCACAACCUCCAUACGUUCCAGAGAAGUGGUCUCCUCGGAAGUCACGUACCUGUCGGAGUUGGUUCUGCCCAGUGCGACCGAUACUUCCGUUCGCCCUACGACGACUCCAGCCACUCCGAGCUUGCACAGUGCUGUGGAGGAGGAGCAGACCACGAAGCAAGACGAGGAAAUAGAGCUGAUCUUCAAGACUCUAUACACCACUUACACAUACCUGACGACCUUCUUCCAAGAGAACACGUCAAGCGUCUCCAGUCGAGAGGUGGUCGAGACGAACGUUAUCACCCAGACCGUUGGUCCGAACGGUGUAUCCGCAGUUGUUGCGGGACUCUUCGGAAAAGACGAGUCUACCUUGAUAACUCCGACGAAAACUUUGGCUAGCGCUCUUCCGUCUAUUGUCCCCCAAUCAGAAGUGGGUACCGAGAAGUAUCCUACGACUCUGGAACAGACGACAGAGGAUACUCUGACCACGUUGCAAGAGCAAGACACCACCACCGAUCAGAAUAUUCCCACAGAAUCGGGAACGACUACAGAAAAUUUCGAGGACACCAAGCAACCAACUCCAGAGAUCGAACCGAGUCCAACGCCGUCGUUGCCGACACAACAGCCAAGGGAACAGGUGAAAACGUAUUACACGACGUACACUUACUUCACCACCAUCUUCGUCGACGACGAGACGGAAAUCGAGACCAGAACCGAGGUGUUCACAAACGUUGUCACCGAGACCAUCGAACCUACCGCCGUGAUACCUGUCACACAGCAGACUCUGGAGCCGACGACUCCGAAGGCCGAACAGCCUCAACAACCAGCCGUUCCUCCGGAGAUCCUGGCAUAUCUGGAAGCCCUUCAAAGGCAGAAGUCUCAAGAAGAAGCGCUUCUGUUAGCGAAAAAGGUGCAGCAGCAGGCUACCACCGCGGAGGAAAACACGACCGAAGACAGGACAGAGCCAACAGAAUCCCUCACCACCGAAGAAAAUAGGGCGACCACUGAGAAUUUAUUCCGGGGUUUCGAAGUGAACGCUCAAGUAACACCAAAUCCUCCUGUCGAAGGGGAGGUGCUGGGAUCCAUGAUCACCGACGUAGUGUCCUCUACUAGUUCCGGAGGUGGCACGGUCUUGGACGCCAUGGACAAGAGAAACGCCGUCCCCGAAGAUCAAGAGUUGUCGGAGUCGAACCACCAUGACGUCGAACCAGCGCCUACUCUUCUUCUUCAGACGAGUUACACGACUUUCACGUACUUCACGACUAUGUACAAGGGCGAUGAGACGAACGUCGUCAGCCGCCUCGAGACCAUCACCAAUGUCGCGACGGAAACUAUCAGGCCGACGGCUGUAUUGCCCGCAGAGACGAGUACUCUUCCCGUAACGUACUUCACGACGUUCACCUACUGGACGACGUUCUACAAAGGUGGAGACACCGUCACGACGAGUCGCGAGGAGACUGUCAGCAACGUUGUGACACCAGGAGUCACGCCCACGCCUACCGUGGAGCUCGGAGUAAUCAUGACUUACAGACCGCAGACGCCAGGAGAGGAUAGUGUUCCGAGCGAGCAGGAAUCCAAGAUCACAGCCGAUAACGAGGUAACACCCUCGGAUGUAGUCCCAGUCGAAAGCUCUAGAACGGAAGUUGUCGAAACAACCGAUUCCAAAGACGUCGCGACGGACUCUGUCUCAUCGAGCGCCCUGGAGCCUUCUUCUACCGUCUCUCCCGAACCUACCACGUAUUACACCACGUACACCUACUUCACGACGUCUUACAUUGGUAACGAGACCAUAUUGAACAGCAGGCUGGAGACUGUCACCAGUGUUUCUGUUCCCGACGUUGUCGCAACGAAGCAAGUGGCGACUGGCAGAGCGAUCGGUGGUCCAGUGUUCCAACAGAGCCUGGCAACCGAAGAAAAGCCGGUGACGCCGUCGAAAGCUAGCGAGCAACCAAAGAUAGGAUUAAUUUCGACGAUUCGAUCGAGUCAGGUUCACGAUGGAACCACCACGCAUUACGCGACCGACGUACACGGGACUUACAUCGAUGGGCUGUACGCUCAAGUCGUCGAGAGUUCGACGAGAAUAGAGACGCCAGCUUUGCCUUCUUCUUCCAUUGCUACUCCAGUUCUUCCGACAGGCGUGUUGUCUUUAAACAAAGGCAGCGUGGUGGACGCUGACGAAGUCACGACCAUCUAUUUCACCACCAAACAGAUUGGCACCUUGUUCGACGGCUUGUACGCCAAAGUCAUCGAAAGUACAUCGAGCACGAAGAUCGACGAAGAGAGAAAAGCGACCAUUUCACCUACACCAGGACAUCGAACUGGUUUGGUAAGACUGAUACAGGGUCAAAUCGAGAACAACGGAACCACCACGUUCUACCAGUCUAAAGUAAUCGGUACCAGUAUCGAGGGCAGGUACGCCCAAAUCAUCGAGAGUACCUCGAGUUUCUCUUCCGCGACUCCAACGGUCAGUAUCGCGCCAUCGUCGACCUUGGCACCUACGAAAUCAACGGAAGUUCCAGAAAUCUCGCCCUCGCCGGCGGUGAUUCAAUCUUCUCUAUCGGAAGAUCCCACGACGGAGUCGCCCGAUCAGGACGAGGACUCCGAAGAGAACGAAGAGGACGACGAAGAGGACGAAGAUGGCAAGGAUGGACAGAGUUCCAAGAAAAAGUCGAGGCUGACGUUCUCCACGAAGAAAAGGUCGUUUACCCCUGCCAUUAGACCGUUUGCCUCCAGGAACAGGCCAACGUUCAAUCCGAAGCGCAAAGGAGCACAGGGUGCAACGACGAUCACCAGAACGGAUAUAACGCCCACUAUAACGGCGACCCUGGCCGGCAAGGGUAACAGGUUCGCUUCGUCCAGAGGUCGAAUCAGUUCACCAAUAGGUCCGUACUCCUCGACGCUCUCUCCGUCGGGUUCUAGGAGGUUUGCAGGAAGGAGAGGCUCUCCGAAUACCGCGAGCUCUUACGCGUCAACCGUGUCGGGAAGCACCAGAGGCAGAGCGCAGUCUAGGAUAUCCCCGUCGUCCGUGUUUCAAGGAAACAGACGAGGACCUACGUCCAUCAGAGGUUCUUCUGCGAGAGCUGCGAUUCGUGGAUCGAGCUCGACCUUCCCGGGAGCAUCCACCAGGUUCAGGUCGCCCAUUCGACCGUCGUCGACUCUGCUUCGAGGACAGACAACGGUCAGACACGACGACCAAGAGAACGACGCCAACGAGUACACCACCACUACCACUCUGUUAACGGAAGAGACAGCGUUUACGGAGGAUAUCGACGGCGGCGAAACCGUGACAGCACCUUUGCAAACGACUACCGAGUCCUCGAGGAGAUCUACGAAUCCUCUGUUGAGAUUCCGCAGACCGAUCAAUUUAAACAAUUCGGGGAGAACUACCAGCACGACCCCCAAAGCUCCGACCACUACGAGGAGAAACGGUAAUUUGAACAGGCCCAGUUCCCCGGUUGUCCCUAGAGUUACCAACACUCGAACCAAUGGAAGGGCAAACGUUCCGAUAUCGACCAGGCCGCGACAGGGCAAUACAAACCUGUUCCCUCCUCGAGGUCUAUACGGGAAGAAGCAAGAGCUACCCACCGAAGAGCAGAUAGAACCAAACGAGGAGCUGGAGAACGAGGGCGAAGAGAACCUCGAGGACGAUCCCGUGGAGGAAAUAACCGACAACGAUUACGAGGGAUCGGAACACGAGGACAGAACUACUACUAACGUGAAUCGCCGUUCUGGGAAAGCUAUCAGACCGUCCACGCAAAUCAGACCUUUCUCGAGAGGAAGAAGAUUUCGUCGACAAGCGAGUCAGUUGAGAUCGUAUUCGAGUCGCUUUCGUCGACCGAAUCAACCAGGCUCGCAGAAGGCCGAGGACAAAGCUGACGUAGUCGAGAAUACUCCGCCCAAGGAAGAGAACGGAAAGCCCGUUUCUAAACCGAUCGCUCGUUACAAUAAUCGCGCGAGAUCGUUGACGACGUCUCGACCACCGUCAAAGACUGCCAACAAUCCGGAAAAGACAUCCGCGGAGUCGACGGAGUUGAAUCAAAGCAAAGUCAGACCGAGGAGCAAGCAAUCCAACGGCGAUAGGGCAACUUCCUCGAGAAUAAAGCCAUCUCCCGCCUCUAAUAACGGCAGGCAAUUCACUCUGAGAGAAAAGGACGGGGCGUCGUCGAGCAGAUCGAACUACAAAAGACCCAAUGCUUCGGGGACUAGAAACAACGGCAGGACCGCGAGCAAUUCGGAUAGAGUGAGACCUCCGAGGUUGAAGAACGGUGCCAAUAAGUCGUCCGAAUCGACCAACUCGAACUCGAGGCGGGUACCUCCGUCUCGCGCACCUUCGAGAUCGACGGGUAGAAGCGGUAGUAGAAGAGGCUCGUCCUCGCGGUCGAGGGGAUCUAACGAGGAUAUUAGGGAAUCUCCCACCAUUUAUCCAGACUAUGACGGAACGAUCACGGUGACUCAUUACGUCCCAACCGAAGUGACGAUCCCCGUUGUAAAUAAUGGCGUCACGGAGCACCGAAAUAUAAUAACGGCUCAGGCUAGUACCGAGGUGUUAGCUCCCUCUCAGUAUAGCACCGUGACAGGUGGGGACGGCAGACCGCUAGUUGUAAUCGUUAGCGAAGUCACCGGUACUAACUUGCAAGGCCAAACCGAGGUCACCCGAUUCCUGCUUCACGAGACCCCCACCACUCGGGUCUCUCACACGCUGACCACCCUCGGUGGUCGCAGAGCCUCGCAAUCGGUGAUCGUACCCACGACCGUCUAUUCCGUAGAGAACGUGGUCUCCACGAUCCAACCGUCUCUAUCUGGAAACGCUCCCCUCGCGAACAUCCUGCUAUCGCAGCUGCUUCUCGGUCAGUUAGGUCAGGCGAAUCCGUUGCUGCAACCCCAGGGUACUCCGUCCACGCAGUACAACACGCGCACGACCUCUUACGUCACAACGAUCACGAAACAACAGAGUACCGUGAUCCCUCUUACCUUCCGGGGUAAGGAAAUCCUUACGACAUUGGUGGACAGUUCGACGGACGUCGUCACCGCGACGGAAUACGUCACGGACACGGUCGUCGUGACGCCAACGGCGGCUCUGCCCGCGGCCAAUCUCAACUCGUUGCUGCUGCUGCUUCAGCAACCCCAACAGCAGUCCAAGAAUUCCAACCCUCUGCUGGACCCUCUGUUCGCCGCGGCCCCGUUCACUCAGAGCAACACGCUACCAGGGGAGGUCGAGAGGAGGCAUCAGCCCGCUGACUCUGACUACAAGCAGGACAGCUACGAGUACUCGGACGAGGAGGACGUUCACGAGUACCACAAGUCGUCCAGACCGCGCAACAGUCACGGCAAGUCGAACGACAAGAAGGAUUCGAGUGCGCCCAAGGAGGAGUCCAGCGUGGUGACGCUUUACGUUUCUGGUCGCAGGCCAGGAGAGUUCAGCACCGUUCUGAGCACCGUGAAGGUGGGCGACAUGGUCAGCUCGUCUCGAAAACGAAGGGAUACCGCGGAUGACACCGUGGAGGUACGACCCUCCGUUCCGCCGUCUUUGCACGCGGGACCCGAAGAGAUCACGAUUUUGACAGGGAGCGAGGAUACAACGGACGCACACGCGCCGACACAGAGUCUCGAGAGCGUAGUGGGUGACGUCGGACGGCACAUUUCCACGACCAUCCGCACCUAACCCUCGACAGCAAACCCUCUUUCCGAUCGCUCCUUUUUCUCCCCUAACUGUCCUCUCAUUCUUAAUUAAGUCCAUCGCUAUUCGUUAAAUCCACCCGGACCGAAGCUGACGACCUUUCCGUAGUUUGAUUCCGUUAGUCGGUUAGACGGUUCUUCGACGGUGUUCGUUGUCGCGUUUUGCGGGGGGAGGUCAGCGACGACGAUCACGAUCGCGAGUUGCGCUGGCCGUGUAAUAUAGCGGAGUCCCCAUGGACCGCUCUCGACGAAGGUGACACUGUCUCUAUCUCUUUCUCCCUCUUUCUCUUUCCUCGUGGAAAAAAGAACCGUGGAAAGCUCGCAGCUUCGGUUGACCGAGAACCACAUGCUAUCUGGAUUCUCGGUGCCCAUACUUCAUCCUGUUCGCUCUCCCAGUCUUUCUUCUAUUUUCCUCCGAAUCUCCCCCUUCGAGCGUCGUCCCCGUACUUCCAUCUACUAACACAGCCUCGAAUCCGCCGCCGCACGCGCGCCCACACGACCAACAAAUCCAACGCAUGGUACUCCCUGUUUGUCGGACAACAUCGCAGUAAACACACCGCGCGAUGGGAAUAACCGCUACUAUGUGCACGAGAAACAAUGUAUGAUCGAAUAUUGGAUGGUUGUUUAACCCACCGGACGCUUAACACACGACGAGAAUCCCCUUCUACCUGGUUGCUCGGUCGCGUAGUAGUAACACGGAAGCAAGGAGGAUAAGCGCAUCCGCAAAAACAAGUCAGAACGUCGACUUUUCAGAUGAUAAUCCCGAC